This is a messenger RNA of Sardina pilchardus (European sardine), 2273 nucleotides long. It is a transcript of the gene caln1, whose product is annotated as calneuron 1. The record is from RefSeq and is a predicted model, not a curated record. The transcript is spliced from 6 exons. The coding region runs from base 371 to 1186 and encodes 271 amino acids. Gene Ontology annotation, cellular component: trans-Golgi network membrane. Gene Ontology annotation, molecular function: calcium ion binding. NCBI's taxonomy places the organism in Eukaryota, Metazoa, Chordata, Actinopteri, Clupeiformes, Clupeidae.
GGGAGGCUGCUGAGGUUCUGUCUAAUGAGCCUGCUGUUGCUGCCUACUCGUCCCUCAUGUGAAGUGCAGGGCACUACAGACUGAAGGGAGUCAGUGAGUGACUGGCUGACUGAGUGAGUGAGUGAGGAAGAGGGAGAAAGAGAGAGAGAGAGAUAGGGAAAGAGUGAGAGUGAAUGACUGCCUUAUUCCUUAUUGCUAAAAUAUUAAAGGGACGGAUAUCCGGAGCGGGCACCCGAUGCUGCUUUGGGAGAAGCACAAAUUCGGGAGGCAGUAGUUGGGCUGAGCCGUCCAGGGACAGCCAGCCUGCCUGCCUGCCUGACUGCCAGCCAGCCAGCCAGCCCUGCUCUCGUAGCCUCCGCACCAGCGCCUGAUGGAGGUCACAACAGAUCCAGAUCCGGAGCCUCGGACGGAGGACGGGGAGGAGGGAGAGGGGCCGCGCCUCAGCGAGAGCAGCCGGACGGGGAGCCCUCUGGAGGAGCCAGCCCUGCUGCAGUACCCCUCAGACUGUGAUCAGUAUGGAGAGAAGAUGCCGUUCCACCAUGUGACGGCAGGCCUGCUGUACAAGGGGAACUACUUGAGCCGGUCUCUGUCGGAGAGGAGUGACAGUGACCAGCUCGCCAGCAUCUCCGUGGAGGAGCUCGACGAGAUCCGAGAGGCUUUUAAAGUGCUGGAUCGCGAUGGGAACGGCUUCAUCUCCAAGCAGGAGCUGGGCAUGGCCAUGCGCUCGCUGGGUUACAUGCCCAGUGAGGUAGAACUCGCCAUCAUCAUGCAGAGACUAGACAUGGACGGUGACGGCCAGGUGGAUUUUGAUGAGUUCAUGACAAUCCUGGGCCCCAAGCUUCUGUCGUCGGAGACACGAGAGAGCUUCCUGGGACACACAAUAGACAGCAUAUUCUGGCAGUUUGACAUGCAGAGGAUAACACUGGAGGAGCUCAAGCACAUCCUCUUCCACGCCUUCCGGGACCACCUCACGAUGAAGGACAUCGAGAACAUCAUCAUUAACGAGGAGGAGAGCCUCAACGAGAACUCUGGGAACUGCCAGACAGAGUUUGAGGGAAUCCACUCCAAGAAGAACAACCGGCAGACGUGCGUGCGCAAGAGCCUCAUCUGCGCCUUCGCCAUGGCCUUCAUCAUCAGCGUCAUGCUCAUUGCGGCCAAUCAGAUGCUGCGGAAUGGCAUGGAGUAGCACAUCACUGUGAUUGCGGGGCCCCCAGCCUGCAUGUGCAUGCUCAAGUGCGUUAUACAGGUCAUUUCUCUUUUUUUGCCAAAAAAAGCAGAAGAAAAUAAAAACCAGAUCGGAAUUAAGAAGAAAAAAAAAAACCAAACACCUCACUGAUGAAAGGAUGAAAGAGAGUGAGAGAGAGAAAAAAAAAACAAGGAACCAUUGUUUUUUUCUAUCCAAGAGGUUGUUUUUUUCCGGUCAGGAAUUUGUUUGUUUGUUUGUUUGUUUAUUAUUUAAUUUAUUUCCUAGGGAGUGAGUGACAUACCAGUGUGGGUCAGACUGAAGCCAGCAGGGGGCAGGGCGUCUCCACGGAGACCCAACCCGUGCCCCCCACCCCUUUUUCCCACCUCUCUGGCAGGGACAUCUAAGGGCUGUUCCCUCAAUGCAAUAAACCACAGGAGCGUGGGAUCAACCUCCUGUCCACCACCGGCCACCGUGUUCUACACUCAAUGCUGGUCCAGCCUGCGGUUUUGAUGCAGCCCAGCCAUGGACUGAGCCACCAUAGAGGGGAAUUUGGCGAUGUGUUUUGUGCUUUUGGAAAGAGCACUGAAGCGCACGCGCACACACACACACACACACACACACACACACACACACACACACAUAUGCACACACACAUAUACACACACACACAUAUACACACAAUCAAGCACACUAUGAAGUUUGCAAUGUCCCCCUCCAGCGUUGCUAUUUGUCACAUAGCCAUUCUGAUUCCAUCUGGGAUACUGACUUCUAGAGAGCUAUCUUGAGACAGGUCUUUCUCUUUCUCUCUCUCACUCUUUUUUUCUCUCUCUCUCUUUCUCUUUCUCUCGCUGGCUCUCUUUGUCCCUCCCUGUCUGCCAUCAUCUGUUUUGUGUAUGGAUUUUCCUCCUUUUUUAUUUUCUCUGCUCCCCACCAGUCCAUAAUUGAUCUUUCGCCGCCGUGUGACGUGACGUUGAAACGAGGACACUUUCAGACGAGGACGGCGUGCUCGGCAUGCCAAAGAGCGGAGAGUGUGUGUGUGUGUGUGUGUGUGUGUGUGUGUGUGUGUGUGUGUGUGUGUGUGUGUGUG